Messenger RNA from Macadamia integrifolia, 858 nucleotides. RefSeq names its product pleiotropic drug resistance protein 1-like. The coding region runs from base 185 to 583 and encodes 132 amino acids. The record is from RefSeq and is a predicted model, not a curated record. Gene Ontology annotation, molecular function: ABC-type transporter activity. The transcript is spliced from 2 exons. NCBI's taxonomy places the organism in Eukaryota, Viridiplantae, Streptophyta, Magnoliopsida, Proteales, Proteaceae. Gene Ontology annotation, cellular component: membrane.
CUGUCGUACGGAUCUAUUGUCUCUUUAUUCAUUUUUCUUGGCGUUUGAUUUAACACUAUGUUAAGAACAUCAGCAAAUAAGAAUAUAAUAGGUAAAAUACUUAUUUAAACUUUUACCAAUAAUUUAACUAUAAAGUCUUAUUUCUAUUUCAGGUCUUCAUUGAGCUUCCAUAUAUCUCUUCUUCAUGUAUUUUACACUGUUAUAUUUUACCUUCUACGGUAUGAUGUCAGUGGCCAUGACACCCAACCGCAACAUUGCUGCUGUAAUUUCUAUAGCAUUCUAUGCUGUGUCAAACCUCUUCUCUGGAUUCAUAGUUCCAAAACCAAAAAUUCCAGUAUGGUGGAUUUGGUACUAUUGGAUGAGCCCUGUCGCUUGGACAUUGAAUGGAUUGGUUGCAUCACAAUAUGGAGAUAUAAAGGAAAGGUUUGAAACAGGGGAAGUAGUAGAAAAAUUUGUGACUACCUAUUUCGGCUUUGAACACAAAUUCAGAGGAGUGGUAGCUGUUGUAGUGGUUGGGUUUGCUGUCCUAUUUGCAUUCAUCUUUGCCUUCUCAAUAAGGGUAUUUAACUUCCAGAAAAGGUAAUUAAGUUCUCAUAAUGCAUUCUGGGGAAGCUAAUCAAGCAAGUAGUCUCCAAUUCAACCAGAAGCAAGACACAAUUCCAGCAAUGUAGAGAAUGAGUUUGAAGUUCUAAAACUUUUUAGGCUCUCUUUGGUGACUCUACUUGAGAUUUUUUUCAUUUUUAAUUGCUGAUGGUGUAGAUCUUUUUCUUUCAUAUUUCUUUUAAUGGUUGAUAUUUAUAUUUUGUAAUGAUAAUGUAUGUCGACGCUUAUUGAAACGGCGAUGGAUUACUCCAUGAG